UUGUUCCACCCUGGAGAGGCUGGCACUGCUGGCAGGUAGGCUGCCAAAGCACUGCCAGCACCAGCCCUGCCUCGUCCUGCGCGGCUCCGGCACCGCUGACUGUGGGAAAGUUUUGCAAUCACCAUAAGAAGGAAAUCCAAGGUUUAAGAGCCAUGUGGUGAGGUGCUCCACUUGUGGGAGCAGGCUGUGACGCUGUGCUGGCUCCGAGCCUGGAGCCCUGGGGCACGGGAGAGAAACAGCCUGACACCGCUCUGACACAAAGUAAGAGAUAUUUCAGACCAGGAGAAGGAAAACCAUGGACAGACCAAUCACUGCUGGCCAGCUUAAAGAAAAAGCACUGUUCCAGGACAGCGAGGGCAGUGCAGCUCCUGCCAAGACCGUGUGCCAUAAUUGUUCAAAGCUAAAGAUAUUUCUUGGAGCUCUAGCUUUUUCCUUUUUUGCCAAAGGAUUUUCUGGAAGCUACAUGAAGAGCAUGUCCAGUCAAAUUGAAAGGAGAUUUGAAAUCUCAUCGUCGAUUGUUGGCAUUAUUGAUGGCAGCUUUGAGAUAGGUAACUUGAUGGUGAUGGUGUUGGUGAGCUACCUUGGACCAAGAGUUCACAGGCCAAAAAUAAUUGCUGUUGGGUGUCUCAUCAUGUCUGUAGGAGCUUUUUUGUCAGUGAUGCCUCAGUUCCUGAUGGGACGUUACAAUUAUGAAAGGAUAACUGUUAGUGUGGACAACUCCUCCACGAGUGUGUCAGCUUGCUCCCCGGGGUCUGAGGGCCCUCCAGCCACAGAAGCUACAGAAACACUCAGCACAGUGAUAAAUGCUGGAUGUGAGAAAACAACAAAUUCCUACCUGUGGCUUUUUGUGUUGGUGGGGAACCUUCUACGUGGAAUCGGGGAAGCACCAAUUAUGCCUCUGGGAGUUUCAUAUAUCGAUGAUUUUUCUAAAGAAGAAAACUCAGCCUUUUACAUAGAGAGGAAGGCUUGCCUUGCCCAUGCAGUUUUUUGCUGUCUCUCUUCUCCUGCAGGCCUGGUGAGAUCCUCGGGCAUGUUUGGGCCAACGCUGGGCUUCCUGCUGGGCUCCUUCUGUGCCAGCCUCUGGGUGGACGUCGGCGUCGUGGACAUCGAUGCCAUCAGCAUAAAUCCUAAGGACACCCGUUGGGUUGGUGCCUGGUGGCUUGGAUUGCUUAUCUGUGGAGCUGUCAACUUCAUUGCUUCAUUGCCUUUCUGGUUUUUACCUUAUUCCUUACCAAAGGAAGGAGAGAAUGAGAACUUGAAGAUUAGUCACUUGCCUGCUCAAGAUCCCUGUAAAAUAGACCCCCCAGCUCAGCCACAAUUAAAGUUCUCAGAGGCAGUAAAAGAUUUCUUGCCAGCCCUCAGGAAGCUGUUUGGAAAUCCAAUUUUUGUGGUGUUCAUCUUCCUCACCAUUCUGCAGUACAAUUCCCUCGUUGGGAUAAUAACCUACGAAACAAAGUUCAUGGAGCAGCAGUUCAAUGUGUCAGUGGCUAAAGCCAUCUUUCUGAUUGGCGUGAUACUUCUACCUGUCACAAUCCUGGGCAUGUUUCUAGGAGGCUUCCUGAUCAAGAAGUUCAAGCUCCACAUAACAGAAAUGGCCAAGUUUGCCUGCAUCACCUUUAUAGUGGCCUACCUGCUGAACCUGCUGUACUUCACCUGCAGCUGUGAGGUGCUGCAGGUGGCCGGGCUGACAGCGCCCUACUCUGGAGUGCAGCCCCUUUCCUCCAGCAAGCACAUCUACACGGCCAGCUGCAAUGCUGGGUGCAGCUGCAAGGUGGACCAGUGGGACCCUGUCUGUGGGGACAAUGGCAUCACGUACAUGACAGCCUGCUUUGCAGGCUGCAGAUCCUCAUCUGGGACAGGAAGGAAUAUGGUGUUUCACAAUUGCAGCUGUGUGGAAGGACAAGGGCUCGGCCUUGGCAAUUCCUCUGCAGUUUUGGGACAAUGCCAAAGAGAGAGCUGUACCAAAGCCUUUCCCUAUUUUUUAGCAUUACAGACUGCAUGUGCAUUUAUUUUAGCCUUAGGAGGCACUCCUACAUACAUGAUUAUGUUUAGAUCUGUUUCGCCAGACCUGAAAUCCUUUGCUGUUGGGAUAGAAACUCUGGGUGGUAGAGUACUUGGAGGACUCCCAGCCCCUAUUUAUUUUGGUGCCUUGAUAGAUGAGACCUGCUUGAAAUGGGGGACAAAAAGCUGUGGGGGAUCAGGGUCCUGCAGAGUGUAUGACACAAAAGAGUUCAGGAAUGUGUAUCUUGGCCUCAUUGCAGGACUACGGGCAGGAUGCUGUCUCUUGUACAUAGUGCUCUCUGUUUUAAUUAUGAAACGCUUCAAACCAGAUGGCAAAGAGAUGACAGAUAUUAAAAAUGCAGAAAGAUCAACCAGCAAAGACCCAGAAACUGCCAACAAAAGAGAAAUUCUUCCUGGUUUAAGAACCUCAGAGGAGAGCGAGGAAACUUAUAUGUAAAAACAAAAAAACGAGGUCUUUUGUAACUUUGCCUGUGCUCCAGUUUUUCUGAGCACAAAAGGGGUCUAAAUACAGACUUCAACAACUAGUUUACAUUUUGGGAGUCCAAAAAGUAUCUUUGAACAUUGGCUUUGUAUUUGCUUUACCCUAUCUUCUUCCCUUCCUCAUCUGAAACAGCAAUAAGGGGAAAAGGUGUUCAAAAUUCUGGGGAACUCUCCCACCCUCUUGCUCUCAGUCCCUUUCUAGCCCAUCAGUAGGACAAGCCAAAAUUUUGCAAGCGUCAUAAAUUUGAUCAUGAUUGAAAAAUUAAGAAGAAGAAAUCCACAAUAAGCUGCUUUGACAUUUUUUCACUGACUUUAUUUCAAGUCCUCUUGCUCUGUACUUAGUCCUGCAGCUCUGCUUGGGCAAUCGGGUUUCACUCGGGCUUCUCUGAUGGCCUUUCAUGAGCAGAGCUCCUUGCUCCAGGCUUGGUCCCCCGAGCCACGGCCAGGUGAGACCCCAGGGCUGUCAGGGAGCACCCUCAGAACUCAAACUGCUCUGCAGCUCUGGGGUUUGGCUUGAAAAACAGUCAAAGUGGAAAGCAAAUGAAGUUUGCAAAUAAAGUUCUGAAGCGAAGCGUGUUGGACAGCCAAAGUGCAAAGCAAGUGAAGAAAGUGGUGUGUUAAUUUCUGCAGCACAUCUCAGUGAUGGGUUUGAGAAAGAUUACUCUGAACUGAUGCAAUAAAGUGAUAGGUGUUUAA
Motacilla alba alba is the source of this 3198-nucleotide messenger RNA. RefSeq names its product solute carrier organic anion transporter family member 1C1-like. Gene Ontology annotation, cellular component: membrane. Gene Ontology annotation, molecular function: bile acid transmembrane transporter activity; protein binding. Gene Ontology annotation, biological process: transmembrane transport; sodium-independent organic anion transport; bile acid and bile salt transport. The transcript is spliced from 15 exons. The coding region runs from base 296 to 2458 and encodes 720 amino acids. The record is from RefSeq and is a predicted model, not a curated record. NCBI's taxonomy places the organism in Eukaryota, Metazoa, Chordata, Aves, Passeriformes, Motacillidae.